AUGACAUCCAUAUCUAUGCCAAUGAGACGUGAAAUCAAAACAAAAUCAGUCAAAUUAAUACAUGAUGGGGCUUGGAAAGAAUUGAAAGAAGAUAUCAAAUGCGUGGUCAAAGAAAUUCUUAAUAUUUUGAAAGAUAUUUGGAAUAACUCAGCAUUUGAUCCUGAACUCGCAAAGAUAUUAAAUGAGGGGAUAUACCAAUCAACUGUCAUUAUACCUAUUAUUCAAGCUUCAUUGAAAAAUCUCCCCGUUAGAGAUGCUUUUUUUAUUAGCACGUUGGAAAAGCAAAGUAUUGCAAGUGCUAAUAGAAAGGGAGAAGGUUACAUGGGAAGACAUCCAGAUAUUAUGCUUGUAGUGAAAUACUUAGAGAUAGUUUUUGAAUUCAUAUAUGUAGAAUGUUCUCGUUUAAUUUCUAGUCCACAAAAAAAGACCAACGAUGAGAUUAAGUUAUGGCAAGAAACUAAUGAUAGAUUAUAUUGGAUACGCCAAAGUCUUAAACUAGAUAAGGAUCAGUUUGGUAUUGUAGUCUUAUGUAUAGCUUCUAUUUCCAAACUAAAUGUGAAAGAAUUAUCUGAAUUGCUAUCCGAAGUAAUCAAAUCGGAAGCAUCUGAAUCAGAAGAUGUAGAGAUAUUUAAUCUGUGGGACAGUGAAUCUUUUGAUCUUUCAGGAAGUAUUUUGUAG
Ambispora leptoticha is the source of this 678-nucleotide messenger RNA. NCBI's taxonomy places the organism in Eukaryota, Fungi, Glomeromycota, Glomeromycetes, Archaeosporales, Ambisporaceae. The record is from the annotation of a GenBank genome assembly.